Molecule: messenger RNA, 1353 nt
Organism: Anopheles marshallii
Lineage: Eukaryota; Metazoa; Arthropoda; Insecta; Diptera; Culicidae
Gene: U3-55K
Product: U3 small nucleolar RNA-interacting protein 2
Exons: 2
Coding region: 1-1353 (450 amino acids)
Cellular component (GO): small-subunit processome
Molecular function (GO): protein binding; snoRNA binding
Source: RefSeq, a predicted model, not a curated record
AUGUCGUUGUUUAAAGCUGGCCGCAAGCAAAACGAAAAAUUAAACCGUAAGCGUUCCAAGAGCGGUCCUAAGGGUACCAUCAUACCGAGCAAAACAUCCCGGCGAGACUACGAAGAUGAAGAUAUUGAUAGUGAUGAAGAGCUAGAGAAAGAACAACAGAAACAGCCCGAAAUUGAUGAUGAAGUGGCAACGCUCGAAACCACACAGGACAAGCGCAUCCGUUUGGCCAAGCAGUAUUUGCGUCAGGUACAGGAAGAGGAACAAGAGCGGGAUGAUUACGCAGACGAGAGUGAACUUGCCAGUGGCAUGGCCCGUACACUCAAGCAGUCUUUCCUCAGUGCAACUGGCAGAUCUCACCGUACACUCGGUGGCAAGUACACAGGUUACGACCUGAACAAGGCGGUCUCGUUUCACUGGAAAAAGCAACGUCUAUCGCCGACCUGCUGUACGCUGGCUAAAGACGAUGCAUUCCUGUACGUUGGUUGCAAGAGUGGUUGGGUCGUCCGUUGGGAUAUCAAGUCGAAACAACGUACAUCAUACUUUCAGGCAAAAAAUAAUGCAAUACACUCGGUUGCUGUGUCACACGAUAUGAAGUAUUUGGUGGUGGCGGACGGAACGGAAGAGAUUAAGGUUCUUGAUGGUAUUAGCUUGAUACAGCUAAACACACUCAAAGGACACUCGAAACCCGUCACGGGAGUAGUGUUCCGGCAAAACUCAUAUCAACUGUUCUCGUGCAGUGCUGACCGAACGGUGAAGGUGUGGAGUUUGGACGAGAUGGUGUACAUCGAAACACUGUACGGACACCAAAGCCAGAUAUCAGGCAUUGAUGCGCUCUCACUAGAACGUGUCGUUACGUCUGGUGGAAUGGAUCAAACGAUACGCAUCUGGAAGGUGGCAGAAGAGUCGCAGCUUGUGUUCAACUCAAUUACUGAAGAUUUCUCCGCCGUAAAGUUUGUUAGUAACGAUCUGUUUGUUUCCGGUUCGGUGGAGGGUUCGUUCUCGCUGUGGAGCAGUGGCAAAAAGAAACCACUGCAUCGCAUAAAGCUGGCCCAUGGGCAGCAGGACGCUGGUCACCCGAAUUGGAUAAGUGCGGUGGGCGUUUUGGUCAACUCGGACAUUGUUGCGUCCGGUUCAUGCGAUGGCACCGUUCGUGUUUGGAAGCUUACAAACAAACGACAUACCAUACAGCCAUUGCUGCAAGUUCCAGUAGAAGGAUUCGUAAACGCGAUCGAAUUUACUAACGACGGUCGGUUUUUGGUUGUGGCCGUUGGACAGGAACACCGACUAGGGCGCUGGUGGACCCUACGAAACACCAAGAAUCAGGUUCUAUUGAUUCCGCUGUCCAUAGAAUAA